CGGAAAGAAAGAAUGAUCGCGAAAAAUCACUUUUCGUAUCGGGCAUUGUUUUAAAUAAAUGUAAACAUUUUAUUUAGAUCUUAAAAAGCGUGGUAUUUAAGAUCUAAUACGAUGGAUAGCAUCGAAACUGUGAUCAAAAUGGAUAUUCUUAGUUUACCAGUUGUGGUAUUAGAAAAUAUCUUUUCGCAUCUAAGUUAUGAUGAGAUCGCCAAGAACAGAAUAGUGUCCAAAGCUUUUAACGACAUAUGCAUGCGUCUGUUGAAUCGUGGUUUCCUGAUGAUAGAGCGCCGACAUGCUUUAGCUUUGAAGACAGUGAAGGCUCAAUUGCCUCGGAGGGAGUCUGAACGAAGAUAUCAUCCACUGUCGAGACACAGUGACAUACUGACAUCGCUAGAGACCCGCAUAUCGAUGCUCAACAUGACCUACACUAAGUUCAUCGACAAUGGUAUAUGUUGCUUCAUACCGGGGAAGGUGAUAGAUGAAAUGCGUCGUGUUCUAUCCAUAGUGGAAACUUCAAAGACCCCUCCCAGGGCUCAUGAAGUACUCCAAGAGUUGAGGGAUAUAUCCAGCAUGGCUAUAGAGCAUUUUGAUGACAAAAUAUCCCCGGCGUUUAGAAAGAAACUGCAAGAAGGCGUGGUACAGCCACCUCCUAGACCGGCGCAUGGCGUUUCAGGUGUGUUGGCCCCAAUCGCGAUUCGUCAAGAGAUGCUUCUGCUCAGAAGACGGUUGCUGCUCAACACAAAGCUGUCCUUAUUCCUCACCGCUCAACAGAAGAAGUUCCACAAAUGGAUGAUGGACUAUAAGAAAGUGGCUUGGCGACAACGCAAGACCAUACGUAGCCUCUUGAGAAGGCAGAAGGAACAAGACACUACCAUAGCGGAUUUGAAGAAACGUAUUGAAGAGUGUGACAUUAAGUACAGCGAGUUGACUCAUACAAAUCAAGCUGUAGGCGGCAAAGCUAUAACGAGCCCUCCUGGAGAGACAUCGACUCAAUCUCAACCACUACGCCACUUCGGCAGUCAAAUCAAACUGGAUUUAUCUGUUCUACCAAUAGGAACGUCAAAACGAACACAGGCCAAAGUUAUGCCAAACAUUAAACCGCGCAAACCAGUUAUCAAACUGCCAAGUCUAUCCGAAGACGAUGCAGAACCGCCUCCGAAAAUGGCGAAAAUGUCCAAAGUGCCAAAGACAGACGAUAAACCUUCAACUUCCACGGCAAAAACUAAAGUACACCCCACUAUAGCCGAGCUACGAGGCAUUGCCAACGAAAUUAGGACCUUAACCAAUCUAACAUUAGAGAAUAAACUCAAACGUCCUGCUGGUUUGAAUGCUUUGGAUCUUUUGGAAGUAGAAGUUAAAAAACAGAAGCUCGAUUAGACAAGGUAAGCCAAAAACACUUCGCAUUAAGGCUGACAAUCGGUUGUAACUUUAGAAGCGGCCACGAAUAUAAAGGCAACAGUUUAUCGUAUUUUGAAUC
Molecule: messenger RNA, 1477 nt
Organism: Chilo suppressalis (striped riceborer)
Lineage: Eukaryota; Metazoa; Arthropoda; Insecta; Lepidoptera; Crambidae
Source: the annotation of a GenBank genome assembly